AUGUGGCCAGGCAGCAACCAAGUUUCUACUGCGUUUUGGAACACAAUCAUUGAGGAACACGGCCUCGAUGCAGAUGGCCAUCUCAAACCAGACCAGGACGAAUACUCAUCUAAGCGUAUCGAUGUAUUCUUUUCCGAAGCAUCCAACCACAAGUACGUCCCCCGUGCUGUGGCUGUUGACCUGGAACCCGCUACCCUUGAUACAAUCCGCUCCGGCCCCCUCGGCCACAUCUACCGACCAGAUAAUCUCAUUAGCGGUGAUUCCGGCGCUGGAAACAACUGGGCUAAAGGUUUCUAUACUGAAGGCGCAGAGCUCAUGGAAAGCGUGAUGGACGCCGUGCGACAUGAGGCCGAACAGGCAGACUCGUUACAAGGUUUCCAGCUCGCCCAUUCACUCGGUGGUGGUACCGGUUCCGGUCUCGGUACCCUGCUGCUGACUCGCAUCAAGGAAGAGUACCCAGACCGUAUGCUCUCUACUUACUCUGUCCUGCCAUCACCCAAGGUCUCAGAAACUGUCACUGAACCAUACAAUGCUGUCCUCUCUUUCAACCAGCUCAUUGACCACGCCGACGCUACCUACUGUCUCGAUAAUGAAGCUCUCUACAACAUUUGCGAAAACACUCUCAAGAUUGCGCGGCCCACCCACAAGGACCUCAACGCCCUCAUUGCACUCGUCAUGUCUGGUGUUACUACCUGUCUAAGAUACCCGGGCCAGCUCAAUGGUGAUUUGCGUAAGCUCGCUGUCAACCUGGUGCCUUAUCCUCGUCUUCACUUUUUCACGGCCGGGUUUGCACCCCUUGUUGCGACAAAUGCAAAGUCUUUCCAAAACUACACUGUUCCUGAGCUUACCCAACAGCUCUUCAGCCCGACAAAUGUCAUGGCUGCUUGUAACCCGUACCACGGGAAGUACCUUACAAUCUCUACUAUUUUCCGUGGCAAAGUCGCCAUGAAGGAGGUCGAGGAUGCAAUUGCGGCCGCCCGUCAACGUAACUUUCAGUACUUUGUCGAGUGGAUCCCAAAUAACGUCCAAACCUCAGUUUGUAACGUUCCUCCCAAGGGCCUCGAGACUUCUGCAACUUUUAUUGCAAACUCAACUGCUAUCCAAGAGCUUCUUUCCCGCAUCUCGGACCAAUUCUCGCUCAUGUUCAAGCGCAAGGCUUUCCUUCACUGGUACACAAACGAGGGUAUGGAACUUGCCGAGUUUGGCGAAGCUUCUUCAAAUCUUAAAGACUUGAUUCUUGAAUACCAACAGUACCAAGAAGCUGGCAUUGAUGAUGAAAUUGUCGACGAAGAAGGUCUCAUUUAUGAAGACCAUGCAGUCUACGAUUCUGUCGUUGAUGAAUAUGCUCAAGGUGCUUAA
Magnusiomyces paraingens is the source of this 1359-nucleotide messenger RNA. RefSeq lists its product as uncharacterized. Gene Ontology annotation, molecular function: GTP binding; structural constituent of cytoskeleton; GTPase activity. Gene Ontology annotation, biological process: mitotic cell cycle; microtubule cytoskeleton organization. Bases 1 to 1359 code for a protein of 452 amino acids. Gene Ontology annotation, cellular component: cytoplasm; microtubule. Lineage: Eukaryota; Fungi; Ascomycota; Dipodascomycetes; Dipodascales; Dipodascaceae. The transcript is spliced from 2 exons. The record is from RefSeq and is a predicted model, not a curated record.